Calliphora vicina (urban bluebottle blowfly) is the source of this 1617-nucleotide messenger RNA. RefSeq names its product probable cytochrome P450 4s3 (gene Cyp4s3). Bases 33 to 1514 code for a protein of 493 amino acids. NCBI's taxonomy places the organism in Eukaryota, Metazoa, Arthropoda, Insecta, Diptera, Calliphoridae. Gene Ontology annotation, molecular function: iron ion binding; monooxygenase activity; oxidoreductase activity, acting on paired donors, with incorporation or reduction of molecular oxygen. The record is from RefSeq and is a predicted model, not a curated record. The transcript has 3 exons.
AUAAAAGAAUAAUUUUAUUAUUUUUCGUAAUCAUGAAUACAUUGGCUUUAAUAGCAUUUGCCUUGUGGGCAGUGUUUAUGCGUUAUUUGCCAAAAAUUAUCGAAUUUAUUAAACUCAAACAAUGGUCUGCCAAUGUACCGGGGCCAACUGUUGGUGAAUUAAUUGAAAAUGCCAAGAAAGGAGAUAUCCUUCCCUGGUUAGCUGAAUUGCGCAAAAAACAUGGUGCCACUUUUCGCAUUUGGCUGGGCAAAGAUCUGAUGGUCUUCUUCUCAGAUCCCGAGGAUAUUAAACAGUUGUUGAGCAACAAUACUCUGCUGUACAAGUCAGACAACUAUAGUAUUGUGGAGCCUUGGUUGGGUAAGGGUCUGCUAACAAAUGGUGGUGAAUCAUGGCAUACACGCAGAAAAUUCCUAACACCAGCAUUUCAUUUUCGUAUAUUAAGUGAAUUUAAAGAGCCCAUGGAAGAGAAUUGCAAAAUAUUAGUGAGUAAACUGAGAGAGAAAGCUAAUGGAGAGCAAUUUGAUAUAUAUCCUUAUAUAACGCUAUUUGCAUUGGAUGCUAUCUGUGAGACGGCCAUGGGUAUUAAGAAACAUGCACAGAUGCAAAGUGAAUCGGAGUAUGUGAAGGCGGUGCAGAGAAUCUGUCGCAUUCUCCACAAACAAUCCUUUUCCUUCUGGCAACGUUUGAAUAUAUUUUUCAAAUACACCAAGCCGGGCCAGGAACGAAAUGCUGCCAUUAAAAUAAUGCACGAUGAAACGAAUCGUGUUAUUAAACUAAGACGCAAACUUCUGGAAGAUUCGCAAAUACACAAUUUAGAUGAUGCCCAAAAAUCCGACAAUAUUGAAGGUCAAAAACGACGUUUAGCUUUUCUCGACAUGUUGCUGAUCUCCCAAAUGGAAGGCAUGCCGCUCAGUGAUCGUGAGAUACGCGAAGAAGUUGACACAUUUAUGUUUGAGGGUCAUGAUACCACCAGUUCAGCCAUAGGAUUUGCCAUCUAUUUACUGUCCCAAAAUGCGGCCGAGCAGCAAAAGGCCUACGAAGAAGCUGUUGCUCUGGAGGGUCGAGAAAAAGAAGCCAUGCCUUAUUUGGAGGCUGUUAUAAAGGAAACAUUACGUUUAUACCCCUCCGUACCAUUCUAUUCACGUCGUAUUUCCGAUGAUCUUAAUGUGGGUUCUCUCAUUGUACCCAAGGGAACAAGUAUUAGCAUUUUAACGUAUAUGGUGCAUCGUGAUGAGAAAAACUUCCCCGAUCCCGAGAGAUUUGAUCCAAAUAGAUUUUUCUCCAAGGAAAACAAUCUACAUCCCUUUAGUUUUGUGGCCUUUAGUGCUGGACCACGUAAUUGUAUAGGACAAAAAUUCGCCAUGUUGGAAUUGAAAUGUUCCCUGUCGUGUCUAUUGCGUAAUUUUGAAUUUUUACCCGUGAAAGAUUACAAACCACAACCAUUGGCCGAAUUGGUUAUGAAAAGCGGCAAUGGCAUACAGAUUAAAAUGAAGUUGCGUGAAAAGCACAUUUAAGAUACAUAUUUAAAAUUUUUAAUAUUAGAUUUAAAUCAUAAUGCAAUAAAUAGAUUAAUUAGAUGUUUUAUAAGUAUUUUUGAAAUAAAUGUUUAAAUAAAAA